Molecule: messenger RNA, 756 nt
Organism: Necator americanus (New World hookworm)
Lineage: Eukaryota; Metazoa; Nematoda; Chromadorea; Rhabditida; Ancylostomatidae
Exons: 1
Coding region: 1-756 (251 amino acids)
Source: RefSeq, a predicted model, not a curated record
AUGACUGCUCUCCGGAACCCAAGGGAACGCCAUUGCUCGAGAAGGGAGGUGGGAAAUCUCUCGCUUUUCUGUUUUCGACAGCCUGUCUUGCCUCCUCCUCUGAGGGAAGAUGGACGUUGGGUUCUCCGUCGAAAUACGACAUGCUAUCUGUCGGUGAAUCGUCGGCCCCGGUCCACGAUAAACCGACCUGAGGCCUUCCGCGCUUCACCCCUGGGUUUUCGUUCCGUGGAUGGGUUCCUAACGGGCGCCGUGUUGUUGUAUAAAAAGGCAGAUCCACAUGACAUCGGCAACUAUCGCCCAAUCUGCCUACUGUCCGUCAUCUACAAGCUCUUUACAAGAGUGAUCCUUAAUAGGAUUGAAAAAGUCUUGGAUGAAGGACAGCCAUGCGAGCAAGCAGGGUUUCGAAAAGGAUUCAGCACGAUUGACCACAUUCACACUGUUUCGAAACUCAUCGAGUUAUCACGAGAGUACAAGAUACCGCUCUGUCUCACCUUCAUUGACUUGAAGAAGGACUUCGACUCAGUUGAGACGGAAGCGGUCGUGGAAGCCUUGGACAACCAAGGCGUCCCUACUCAGUACAUAAAGGUGCUUCGAGAGUUGUACAGUAGCUUCACGACCAGAACUUCGCCAUUCUACAAGAACAUCAUCAUUGACGUGAAGAGGGGAUCCGACAGGAUGACACAAUUUCACCCAAAAUAUUCACAGCUACCCUCGAGGACGCAAUGUGAAAGUUGGAAUGGGACGACAUGGGAGUGA